This is a messenger RNA of Brachypodium distachyon (stiff brome), 1536 nucleotides long. Its product is annotated as F-box protein PP2-B11-like. The annotation marks the transcript as partial. The record is from RefSeq and is a predicted model, not a curated record. Lineage: Eukaryota; Viridiplantae; Streptophyta; Magnoliopsida; Poales; Poaceae. The transcript has 3 exons.
CGCCUCCGCGCCGCCGCCGACUCCGACGCCGUCUGGUCCCGCUUCCUGCCCCGCGACCUCCCUCGGCUCGCCGAAAACGAGAUCCCAUCCGCGCGGCUGUCCAGCAAGGGCCUGUUCCAGCGCCUCGCCGUCCAGCCCGCCCUCCUCCCAGGCAAGCUCGUGAGGAUGCGCCUGGACAGGGCAACCGGCGCCAAAUGCUACGCGCUUUGCGCGAGGUCGCUCCACAUUUCCUGGGGAGAGACACAGGAGUACUGGCGCUGGAUACACGUCGAUGUUGACGAUUGCUACACUACGAGAGGAGAAAGGUUCUCAGAGGCUACUCAACUCGUGGGUGUUUAUUGGUUGGAGAUCCGUGGCAGGAUAGAGAGCAAGAUGCUGUCCAAGAACACGGCGUACAAGGCUCGCAUGGUGUUCAAGCUAGGAAAGGAAAGAGAAAAACUGAAUUAGGGAAUUGAUCCCUAUGUGAUCAAAUUCCUAUUUCUUAAGAGGUAAGAAAGGAAAGAUGAGAUUGUCUCUCUUACCUGCCUUGCCGUCGGCCUCCUUCCCUAUAUAAGGAGGGGAGGGGCUGCCCCUUGGAUGCCCCUGCUCUCCCUGACCUCCUCCUCUCACGCGCACGGUGAAGCCCUACCCGUGGAGAACUCCACCAUAGCCUACACCACGCCGUCGUGCUACUGGAAUCUCAUUGACCUCUUCCCCUCGCUUGCUGGAUUAAGAAGGAGGAGCCGACGUGAAGCUGAACGUGUGGAUACCAAGGAGGUGCCAUCGUUUUCUGCACUGAGAUUGAUCUCGUCGAAAGUUCCACUACGCCAACAACGAUCCUGUGAUCGUAACGCUUUGUGGUCUACAAGGGUAUGAUGCUCAUUAUCCCUCUCGUUACUUAUAUCUACUAGAUAUGUUUUUGGGUUUCUUCCGCACAUUCUCGUAGGAAAUUUUUUGUUUUCCAUGCAACGAACCCUUCAGUGGGUCGGUCAGCGUUGGACGGAGAAAAUCGACCCGGAAAGUUUGCCUCCAGGCCUGUGUCAACGAGGAUGCCGACGCCGUUGCGGCCGGGGCGCCUCCGUAUCAUAUCUUGCCACCUAGCACGGUUACUACUCCUCGACCUAGAGUGCGGCUCCCUCAAAGAAGGGCUGACGGUUGGAUGGAGGUGGAGUGAGGUAGUUUCUACAAUGAGGAAGGUGAUGAUGGUGAGGUGUCCAUCUGCUUGAAGGAGAUCAAAGGAGGGAUUUGGAAGAGUGGUCUUAUUGUGCGGGCUAUCGAGAUUACGACUUGCCAACCCACAAAAAGAAAAUUAACCCGCAAAAAGAGAUUGCAAGUAAGAAACAAACCUGAAGAGCUCCUAAGCCUAUAUGUGGACCGUCCAAAUUGAAGUUAAGAGACUUUGUUAGUGCAGUUUGGAUGGGUUUUGGGAAGCAUAAGCUGUAAUACAUAUUUUUGUAGUUUUGGGGGCAUUCGGCUUAAGAUCGAGUUGAGGGAAUGAUUCAUGGUUGUAAAUUAAACAUUUUCCUAUAUAUAUUUUUCCUAUAUUUUAUCCCAGCA